Messenger RNA from Juglans microcarpa x Juglans regia, 1358 nucleotides. RefSeq names its product protein MET1, chloroplastic-like. Gene Ontology annotation, molecular function: protein binding. NCBI's taxonomy places the organism in Eukaryota, Viridiplantae, Streptophyta, Magnoliopsida, Fagales, Juglandaceae. Bases 207 to 1220 code for a protein of 337 amino acids. The transcript has 7 exons. The record is from RefSeq and is a predicted model, not a curated record.
UCCACCAUCGAACUGAACACAACGGCUUACGAGAGCCACUAAACAAGUACGUGUAAUCCAAACCUCUUCUUCGACACCAAAAGCUAGCUUCCCUCCCCAAAUGGCCACGUUUCCACCGGGUUUCACCACUAAAACAGCUUCUUCACCUCUGACCUGAGCUCUAAAACACAAAAAAGGCAAAAUCAGACUGACUUUUAAACAUACCAAUGACGUAUUUUGCUCCAAGUAGUCAUCCUUCUCUCUGCUCGUCGCCACCAUUGCCCAGAACCAAGCGAACCCCAGCUCUGGUUUGCCAAAGCAUCCAUUUUUCAUUCAAGAACCAACCGUUUCUGAGCACUUCAAACUGUUUUCCAACUAGCCAUUUGCUGAAACCAUCUAUUUUGAUUGUAAAAGCAUCGGAAACUGAGUCCCCGACAUCGAAAGCGGGGAGUGGAAGUGAUGGGAGAGAUGGAGAUGAGGAACAGUAUGAAGAGUAUGAGGUGGAGCUGGUGCAGCCAUAUGGCCUGAAAUUCACCAAGGGCAGAGAUGGUGGCACUUACAUAGAUGCGAUUGCGUCGGGUGGAUCGGCUGACCAGUCUGAAAUGUUCGCUGUUGGGGAUAAAGUACUUGCCACCAGUGCAGUGUUCGGGACAGAAAUAUGGCCUGCUGCUGAAUAUGGAAGGACAAUGUAUACCAUUCGCCAAAGAGUGGGCCCAUUGCUCAUGAGAAUGCAGAAGAGAUAUGGGAAGCUCGAGGAUGUUGGUGAACUAACAGAAAAGGAGAUUAUUCGAGCUGAGAGGAACUCGGGCGUGAUUAGUAAUAGAGUGAGGGAAAUUCAAUUGCAAAAUGCCCUCAGAAAAAGGGAACAGAAAGAGCGCAGGGCAAAGGACCUUCGAGAAGGACUGCAACUUUACAAGAAUGCUAAAUAUGAGGAAGCAUUAGAGAAGUUUGAGUCGGUAUUGGGGUCAAAGCCAGAUCCAGACGAAGCUUCAGUAGCAAGUUACAAUGUGGCAUGUUGUUAUUCUAAACUUAAUCAGUUACUAGCUGGACUCUCCGCUCUGGAAGAUGCCUUGCAAGCAGGAUUUGAAGACUUCAAGAGAAUCCGAACAGAUCCUGACCUGGCCAAAAUAAGAACAUCCCAGGAAUUUGAGACUCUUUUGAAAAGGUUCGACGAGUCAUUUAUCAAUGAAAAUGCCAUCAAUGCCAUCAAGUCUUUAUUUGGCAUACUCAACAAGAACUAGAGUCUUGAAUUAGCUUCAAAUAUAUGGAGUGCUGAGUUCUCAAUCGUAUGUGAGCUUACCAUAAAGCUAAUGCAGGGGUUGGCAUUGCCAUGUUUCAAAACAGUCAGUUUUUCUUACGUGAAUUUAUUUAUAUCAUCA